UUGGAGAGAGCAAACGGGGCGGCUUUCUGCGGAGGGAAUGAUGAGAGAGUGACAAAAUUGAGCGGAGAGAGACCUGGAACAACCCUAGGAGCGAGAGAGAGGGAGAGAAAGAUAGCGAGGGGUUGUGGAAAAGCUUUUUCGUUUUAGUUUCUUCGUGUAGACAGAAAAGGAGAAGGCAAAUCUGGAGAAAGGAGAAAGGUUAUUUUUAAAUUCAUGUAGUUGACAUUGUUUUCUCACGAUGGUGUGGCUCGUGAUUGUUCUUUCACUUAUUGUCACCUGGGUUGUUUCUUUGUGCAAAAUUUUCUGCGGAUCAUGUUCUCUCUCAAAGGCCACAUUUUUGAACAAUGGUGAAACUGUGCAAAAGAAGAAUAUAUUACUUAUUGUUGCCCAUCCAGAUGAUGAAUCUAUGUUCUUUUCUCCAACUAUUAAUUAUCUAACUUCAAGAGGACAUAAUCUUCACGUGUUAUGCUUGUCCAUUGGUAAUGCAGAUGGUAAGGGAAAUGUCAGAAAGGAUGAAUUCUAUCAGGCCUGUGCGGUGCUUAAGGUUCCACUCCAACAAGUAAAGAUUCUUGACCAUCCGGAUUUGCAGGAUGGUUUUGGUCAGCUCUGGAGCCAUAAUUUGUUGGCAAAGGUCAUUGAAGGCGAAGUUACUAAACAUGGCAUUGGCAUAGACUUGGUAUGACCUUUGUUUCUAUAUCAGUUAAGUUGACUGUGUAUGAUUAAUAUCUCCUUUUAAGAUUUCUGGCUUUGUGUGUGUCUGUUGGGGAAUUCCCACUGGGAAGCAUCUGCUUGAGG
Carica papaya (papaya) is the source of this 795-nucleotide messenger RNA. Lineage: Eukaryota; Viridiplantae; Streptophyta; Magnoliopsida; Brassicales; Caricaceae. The record is from RefSeq and is a predicted model, not a curated record.